Messenger RNA from Exaiptasia diaphana, 1213 nucleotides. RefSeq names its product melanin-concentrating hormone receptor 1-like. The transcript has a single exon. The coding region runs from base 157 to 1191 and encodes 344 amino acids. Gene Ontology annotation, biological process: G protein-coupled receptor signaling pathway. Lineage: Eukaryota; Metazoa; Cnidaria; Anthozoa; Actiniaria; Aiptasiidae. Gene Ontology annotation, cellular component: membrane. The record is from RefSeq and is a predicted model, not a curated record. Gene Ontology annotation, molecular function: G protein-coupled receptor activity.
GUAAAAAUCCUUCUUCGCCCAGCGUUUGAACCUCCUAUUCAAACUAAUUCUAAUUAACAAAUUUGUUUCACGCAUAGCUUGUUUUAACACCGAAGUGUUCCUGUAGCGAUAUUAACGCACUUUUCUUUAUUUCUAAGGUUUUCUUGCUAUUCUAACAUGAACGAAACUAACGCGACUUAUCUUAACAAUACAAGCAACAAAUGGCGAUACGACAAUGAUUUCGAGACAACCAAGAUAUGGUUGCGAGGUAUCACAGCUUUAAUAGUUCUCGUGGGCAACUUUGUCUGCAUCGCUGCUUUCCUGGGAUCAAAAUCACUUCRUACAAGACCGCAUUACUUGCUAGUCCACCUCUGYGURGCRGAUUUCUUGGUAGGARUUAGUAUUUUACUUAGGUUAAUUGUUGAUGUUUACUACUGGAAGUAUGGCAGCGCGGAAAUCRUGUUCAGGACUUUCACUUUUACAUUGGACUACUUCUCAAACAUUGCGUCUAUCUACGUGUUAACAUCAAUAUCGGUAGAACGCUUCCUGGCAAUGGUAUUYCCAUUGUUCCAUCGAAUGGCUGGUAAAGGAUUGUACGCCGUGCUCAUGGGGAUUCCCUGGGGUCUGUCUUGUCUAGUCACAUUGAUUUACAUCUUUUCAAAUCUUAUCUAUUACAUCGAUAUAAGCACGUUUGAGUUAAUCUAUCUGUUCGUUAUUACUAUUCCCGUGGCCUUAAUUUUGSUCUCCUAUUCYGCUAUUGUUGCAAAAGUACGCAAAAAUCACGUGCAGAAGAACAACMGGACUCUARAGUUGCGUGACCGAAAACUAGCCGUCACGCUUUUGAUGGUCACGCUAGCGUCAGUGUUCACAUGGGGACCGUAUAAUGUCUACUACGUGCUUGCAUACUACUGCAAAAGCUGCAAGAUCAAGUUCUCUAAUAAAGUGUUCUUCUACUUGAUUUUGCUUCAGUACUGGAACUCAGGCGUGAAUCUCAUGGUGUACUUUUAUAGGAUGCCACAGUUUAGACAAGUUGUGAUGAACUGUUGUAGAAAACCUAAAGUGAGCCCUAGACAUCAUGGAAACAGUAGCAAACCAUGUGGCACUAAUUCGGCCCCUCCCCUCCAUAGUACCCCUCCACCAAGCUUAACUCCAAUGGCUACCACAAGCUCUGCUAAGCAGAUUCAACAUACACAGAUCUCUACAAAACUUUAAUAUGUACAUUGUCCUCAUAUAA